Culicoides brevitarsis is the source of this 1877-nucleotide messenger RNA. RefSeq lists its product as uncharacterized. Bases 140 to 1777 code for a protein of 545 amino acids. The transcript has 2 exons. The record is from RefSeq and is a predicted model, not a curated record. Gene Ontology annotation, molecular function: protein binding. NCBI's taxonomy places the organism in Eukaryota, Metazoa, Arthropoda, Insecta, Diptera, Ceratopogonidae.
UUUUGUUGACAGUAACAAACACAGUUGCCGGCACAACACACAUUUUUCCAUUUUUUGUUACUGAAAACCCAAAUGUUCCUGAAAUCCGAGGAUAAAAGUUCAUUUUGGACCUAAAAUCGCCUUUUACAGGCCUUAAACGAUGUCAAUUCACGACUUUUUGUUUGAUGACUUGCUCAUCGAAGUCUUCCUCCGCUUACCUUUGAAGGAUCAACUUACCUGUAAAUGCGUUUGCGAACGAUGGUUCACUCUCCUAAUGACCGAUUAUCACUUCCGUCACCUUCGUCAAUUGAAUUUAGUCUCAAAACUCUUCACUUUAGAGCAAAUUUCCGUAAUUCUGACGUCAAAAUAUCGCUUCACUCAUCUCGUGAUGGAUGAAAUUUCGUACAAAACGGUGCCUUUGGCUCAGAUGCGCCCAAUUUGGGACUUCUUAGGCGAAACUGUCACCGAUUUAGUGGUCAAAGGUCUCACGGAUUUGGAAAUUUAUCGCGUUCUGGAGUCAUUUCCGCUGCUAAAAUCCCUCGACAUGUACGGAUUUUACUUCACGUGGCUGGCGGAAGAUGUAAUUCCCGUAUUGCCGCACGUGGAACAUCUCAAGGUCAGCAAUUUCUUCCUCGUCAAUAACGUUGAUGGGCUUUUUGAGAAAUUACCGUCGCUGAAAACGAUCGAUUACGACAUUUACAACACGGAUGACCCGCCAGGCGAUGAAAUGGUGAAUUGUUUCGAGAAAUAUCCGAUGUUUUUGAAGACGUUGCGAUGGUAUGACAACAACAAAAAUUUCGAUAAAAUUCGGGAAAAAUUUUUGGCGAUGCCGGAUCACAAUAUUGAGCGAUUUUACUACUACACGAGCGAUGAUUUUCGGUAUUUGGGCAGAGUUUUGGGGACUUUUCCGAAAAUUAGCGAUGUAAAUGUCACGUGUAACGUUAUUCCGUCGUGCGAGUUCUUCCGGAUCACAGCGCUGGAUGUAAAAGUUAAGAAUUUGGCAAAUUUCAGCUUGAAACCGCUCGCAGCUUUGACGAAUCUCGCGGAAUUUCACUUCAAAGCGUCAAAUAUUCCGUGCCCGAUGGGCCAUGAAGCGAUUUUGCACGAAAAAUUGAAGAUUUUUCACUUGAAUUUGGGAAAAUGUGAAUGUUCGGAAUGUUUCGUGACGCUGACAAAAUCAUUCCCGGCUCUGGAAAUCUUCCAUUUAGUCCUCAAGGAGAAAACUAUCCCGAAAAUUCGUCUCACUUCCCUUCUCCAACACUGGCCAAAGCUCUACAAAACAGUUUUCAAUAAUCGCCAUGCCUCUACCGUGAUCGAGCCUUUCGUUGGCUUGACAUUUCCAUCAUCGCCACAUGAGACACUCAAAUUUAUCAGUAUCACCGACGACAUCGAGCCUUAUAACAAUAUCCAUGAAUUUGCGCCAAAUUUGUUAAGUCUUCAUUUUCAUAUAAAUUCUCGUUCGGCUCCUCUUGACACGAUUACGGGAGAAAUUUUGCCGAAAUUGCCGCAUUUGAAAUAUGUGCUGAUGAGUUUUGAUGAAUCUUCGACGUAUCAGAUGACGGAGGAGCAAAAUCGGGCCGCCUUCGAGGAUGUCAUUCAGUAUUCGACGAAAGUAGAGGAUUUGCAGUUGCCAAUUUUGCACGGGAAUUUUGUGAUGCUUGAUGAGGCGAGGAAUUUUUUUGAUAAUUUGCCACAUUUGAUGCAUAUUUGGUUUGAUCAGCUGAGGGAAGGGAGGAUUUUUGUACAUCGCGUGUAUUCAAGGUUGGAUUAUAGAAAUGGAUUUGCGAGACAUCGUUGAAGAUUUUUUUGCUCAAUAUUAGGAGAAAUUUUGUUAAUUUAAUAAAUAUUGUUGAAAUUUUGUAAAAAGUUGAAUUUUUCAUGAAAUUUGCUAAAGUCAC